ACGACGUAAACAUUUCCACCACUUCCGGGUCAACCAACAUGGCUAACAACCGUUAGCUUGUCCAGUCUUGCCCCACGGAAACCUGAAGAAUUCUAAUGGCUUCAUUCGGCUGGAAGAGGAAAGUCGGCGAGAAGGUUUCAAAGUCGGCGGUGCAGCAGUUUGAGGCCGAGGCAGCGAAGACCGAGAAGACCGACGACGCCGGGCCGAGAGCGGCCGAAGAGGUGGACUGGCUGCACGCCAUCAAACGGCGGCGGGAGGUCCUGAUGGAGGACUGCGCGGCCAAGAGCGGCCGGCUGAAGGAGGAAGGAGCGGCGCUGGCGGAGCACGGCAGACACUGGGAGGCCAUUAAGAAGUUGGACGAGGCCAUCCAGCUGACACCAGACAACCCACUGCUGUAUGAGAUGAAGUCUCAGGUGCUGACCAUCCUGCAGGAAGUGUUCCCCGCGGUGAAGGCGGCGGAGAUGGCGGUGAAGUUCCGCCCCCUGUGGUGGGAGGGCUGGCAGACGCUGGGCCGCGCGCAGCUCAACCUGGGAGAGGUGGACCUGGCCGUGAGGUCCUUCCAGGUUGCGAUCCACUUGUGCCCGUCGGAGCGCAACCUGUGGCAGGAGGACCUGCAGUGGGCGUGGCGGUUGCGGAAGCAGCACCUGGCGACCGAGGCGAAGGCCCGGCAAGAGGAGGAGGCCAAGGAGCGGAUCCUCAACGCCCCGGAGCUGCAGCGGGAUUACGAUUUUGAGUCGGAGGAGGUGCUGGCCGCCUGCGUGGCGGUGGCGGAGCGGCAGGCGCGCUACGAGGAGCUGAGGAGGACCGCCGUGGUCGUGGACGCCGAGGGGAACAUCAAAAACGUACUCGUCGGGGCAGAGGGGUCGGAGGAUGCGACGACCCCGUUUCAGGAACAGUUUGUCAAAGCAAGAGGACCCUGAAAGGCUUUGGUUGAUUAUUGUGGUUUCAUUUCCUUUUCAAAGCGAAAGGUGUUAUUUAGAACCCAGUCGGUGUGAGACAGAAGCACGUGAGAGAAAUGACUGAUGCUGCUGUUGGUUAAUUACAGCAGAAGAGAAGACGGUUGAGUUGUGUUUGUGUUUCAUCUCUUGUUUUUAUUGUCUAAAACGUGCAUGGGAGGUUUUACAUGUUUUGAAUGUGAUAGUUCUGUCAUCAUUUUGUAAUUAUAUAUAAAAAAAUAGAAGAAAAUGAAGCAGUGAAAAGCUGCAAACAUGUUCAUAAAGUAACAGUUAAAGAUUUGUGUUACGCCGUUUGCUUCUAUAAACACAAAAUAUAUUUAUCUUUCAGAAGGAAUUUGCUCUGAGAUGAAUCAUCACAAGCACGCGCCUCAAACAGAUUUUAAUAGUUAGUAGUCUUGGUCCUCUUUCUGAUCCGUUAAAUGUUAAUGACCUUUGAGGUUUUGAUGUGUGCGAUUGUGAAACACGGAGCCUGCAGGGUCAGUGAGUGAAUAAACACGCAACCAAAUAUGCAAUCGUUUCCUGUUCCUCUGUGUUGGUUUUCUUUGUAUUUUAAGUCUAUUGGAUUCCAGCAACUGUUUCAUGGAGCCGAGUCCUUUCUUAAAUGAUAAAGCACAGAUUUUGUCGCUGACAUCAUGUUCUGUCUUUCUAAAAAUUAUCUAAAAUAAAAUACUGAAUCAGUCAAA
Gasterosteus aculeatus aculeatus (three-spined stickleback) is the source of this 1639-nucleotide messenger RNA. RefSeq names its product tetratricopeptide repeat domain 33 (gene ttc33). NCBI's taxonomy places the organism in Eukaryota, Metazoa, Chordata, Actinopteri, Perciformes, Gasterosteidae. Gene Ontology annotation, molecular function: protein binding. The record is from RefSeq and is a predicted model, not a curated record.